This is a messenger RNA of Salarias fasciatus (jewelled blenny), 6987 nucleotides long. RefSeq names its product GTPase activating protein and VPS9 domains 1 (gene gapvd1). Gene Ontology annotation, biological process: regulation of GTPase activity; vesicle-mediated transport. Gene Ontology annotation, cellular component: endocytic vesicle; cytosol. Gene Ontology annotation, molecular function: guanyl-nucleotide exchange factor activity; small GTPase binding. NCBI's taxonomy places the organism in Eukaryota, Metazoa, Chordata, Actinopteri, Blenniiformes, Blenniidae. The record is from RefSeq and is a predicted model, not a curated record. Bases 149 to 4606 code for a protein of 1485 amino acids. The transcript is spliced from 29 exons.
UGUUCGCUCCUGCAGCAGCCGCCGUGAGACCGCUGACCGCCGACAAACUCCUCUUCUGACGCGACAAAUCUCUACAUCAGCCGCGCUUAGAGGCGCCGCGAACAACCAGCACAAGCUUCCACCUCUCUGCCUGUCUGAGCUGGUGAAGAUGGUGAAGCCAGACAUCCGCACUCUGGCCCACCACCUGAAGCAGGAGCGGCUGUAUGUGGCAUCAGAGAAGCAGCUGAUCCAGAGGCUCAACAGUGAUGUGCUGAAGACGGCUGAGAGGCUGUACAGGGCUGCCUGGAUCGCCAAGCAGCAACGGAUCAACCUCGACCGUCUCAUUCUAACUAGCGUGGAGGCCUCUCCGGCUGAAUGCUGCCAACAUGCCAAAAUGCUGGAAGACACGCAGUUCAUCGACGGCUACAAGACUCUGGGUUUCCAGGAGACAAUCUAUGGCGAGUUUGUGGCCAGGUUGAGGGAGAACCCCAGACUGGUGGCGUCCUGCCUGGUGGCGGGCGAGAGGCUGAACCAGGAGCACACCCAGGGCGUCAUCCAUACUGUCUUCACCUCACUGUAUGGCAACUGUAUCAUGCAGGAGGAUGAGAGCUACCUGCUUCAGGUGUUGCGAUAUCUGGUAGAGUUUGAACUGAAGGAGAGUGACAACCCUCGCCGCCUGCUCCGACGGGGAACCUGCGCCUUCAGCAUCCUUUUCAAGCUCUUCUCCGAGGGCCUGUAUUCAGCAAAGCUCUUCCUCACCGCAACACUUCACGAACCAAUUAUGCAGCUCCUGGUAGAAGAUGAGGACCACCUGGAGACCGACCCCGCCAAGGUGACGGAGCGCCUGACCCCGGCCCAGCAGGAGCGCUUUGGAGAGAAAGGCUCCGAGGGCUACAAGCAGAGGGUGCAGGCAGCCGUGGAGGCCAACGAAGCCAAGCUGGUCGCGCUGGUCAACAAGUUCAUUGGUUACUUGAAGCAGAACACCUACUGCUUUCCUCACAGCCUGCGCUGGAUCGUGUCUCAGAUGUACAAGACUCUGUCGUGUGUGGAGCGCCUGGAGGUGGGCGAGGUGCGCACCAUGUGCACUGAUCUCCUGCUCACCUGCUUCAUUUGCCCAGCAAUAGUCAACCCAGAGCAGUACGGUAUCAUCUCAGACGCGCCAAUCAAUGAAGUUGCCCGCUUCAAUUUAAUGCAGGUAGGACAGCUUUUGCAGCAGUUGGCUAUGACUGAUGACGAUGCCGACCCGAGACGGAAAAGCAGCUUGUCAAAGUUUGAUAAGAAUUGUGUCGCCGCCUUUCUGGAUGUGGUGAUCGGAGGGCGGGCAGUUGAAACGCCACCUAUGUCAUCAAUGAACCUUCUAGAAGGCCUCAGCAGGACUGCAGUCUAUAUCACACAUAACCAGCUUCUAGCACUGGUGGACUUUGUUCGGAAUGUGAUGGCAGGAGAUCACCUUCGAGAGGAGGAGCACAUGGCCCUGGAGACCCUGCUCGCCAAUGUACCCCAAUCCCGGACUGUGAAGAGUAACAGCCUGGAGCUGACUCCCUCCAACACCCCGCAGCUCUCGCCAGCUACUACUCCUGCCAACAAGAAGAACAGACUACCCAUAGGACAACACUUAGCCGCUAUAACAUCCUGGGACCCCACAAGCACCACUCUGUCUGCACACAUUCCAUUAGUAACCCCGUUUGCUGCUCGUAGCCGCAGUCGUACCAACAUUGCCCAGGAGGGGGAGGCAGAGGCCUGCUCCCAGGAGUCCGUUCAGGAGCUGAUGCCAGAGGAGGUGCUGGUGAUUUCACUAGCAACCGGGCCGCAGACCGUCCCCGGGAUGAUGUCAGAGAAUGAGGUGUUGAACCUGCAGAUGGCAGAUGGGGCCCAGGGGGAUGGGCAUGCUGAUGAUACCAAGCUGCAUGGCAAACCAGACAAAACCUUGCGCUUCUCUCUCUGCAGUGACAACUUGGAAGGCAUUUCAGAGGGUCCGUCUAAUCGCUCCAACUCUGUGUCGUCUCUGGACCUGGAGGGAGAGUCUGUUUCUGAGCUGGGAGCUGGACCGUCAGGGAGCAACGGGGUCGAGGCUCUUCAGCUUUUGGAGCAUGAACAGGCGACCACACAGGACAACCUGGAUGACAAACUGCGCAAGUUUGAGAUCAGAGACAUGAUGGGACUGACUGACGAUCGGGACAUCUCUGAGACAGUCAGUGAAACCUGGAGCACUGAUGUGCUCGGCAGCGAUUUCGACCCCAAUAUGGAUGAAGAUCGGCUGCAGGAAAUAGCAGGGGCAGCUGCAGAGAACAUGCUUGGCAGCCUGCUGUGUCUUCCUGGCUCCGGUUCAGUUCUGCUGGACCCCUACGGCUCCACCAUCUCUGAGACCACAAGCGAGGCCUGGAGUGUGGAGGUCCUGCCCAGCGACUCAGAAGCCCCAGACUUGAAGCAGGAAGAGCGUCUGCAGGAGCUGGAAAGCUGCUCUGGGGUCGGCAGCACCUCGGACGACACGGAGGUCAGAGAGGUCAGCUCGAGACCCAGCACACCGGGCCUCAGUGUUGUUUCAGGUAUCAGCGCAACCUCAGAAGAUAUCCCCAACAAGAUCGAGGACCUGCGGUCAGAGUGUAGCUCGGACUUUGGAGGGAAGGACUCGGUGACCAGUCCAGAUGGGGAGGAGUCGGGCCACGGAGCACACCAUCUGACAUCGCCGCCUUCACAGGCCGAUUCCUUACUUGCCAUGUUUGAUCCCCUCUCCUCUGCUGAAGGCUCCUCCACUGGAACAAUAGUGAGACCCAAAGUGCACUACGCCAGGCCCCCUCACCCUCCCCCCGACCCCCCUAUCCCUGAAGCCAGCGCCCUGGGGCCGGAGGCACGCCACUCUUUUUUCACGCCUCACUACUUGGCCCAGGCCGAGCUGGAGCACACCAAGCAGCGCCACUCCUUCCCCGAAAGGCUGGUCCGCAGCCAAAGCUCUGACAAAGUGUGCCCGGGCCGCCGGCCCACAAGCGACCCCGGCCUCAACCGGCGGGUCGCAGUGGAAGACCGCGACCCUGCCAGCGCCUUUGCCUUAGGACCAUCCUCCUCCCCCAGCAAGGACUCCCUGAAAGGAGAGGUUGAGGAUCGGAAAGACAGUGACGACGAGAAGUCCGAUCGCAACAGACCGUGGUGGAAGAAGCGCUUCGUGUCAGCCAUUCCCAAAGUGCUGUAUUGGACGGCUGAGAGUGAUGUCCCAGCUCCAAUUGCUGCUUUUAGGAAAAGGGACAAACAGGAGAAAGACGACGUCACGCAGGAACGCGUCCCGCAAGAUGACCCGAUGCCCAGACAGAGCUCUCAAGUCCAGGCAGCCGAAGACAUCUUAGACAAAUACAGGAAUAUCAAGAGGACCAGCCCGAGUGAUGGAGCCGCAGCUGGAGCCUCCUGUGAUGGUGCAGCAGAUUUUUGUGUUGAGGACAAUGUGCACGACUCGCCUCGAGAAGACACUCUGCAGAACAUUUCCACCGAUGACCUCCCAGACUCGGCCAGCCAGACGGCGCAGCAGCACGACUCCAAGUUCUCUUUCAGUGAUGCAAAGAAGAAGUUGAGGCUGGCCUUGUGCUCCGCGGACUCUGUGGCUCUGCCCAUCAUGGCUCCGGCCACCACUCGGAACGGGCUGCCAGAUCACAUGGAUCCUGAAGACAACGAGAUCGUCUGCUUCCUGAAGGUCCAGCUAGCGGAGGCCAUCAACCUCCAGGAUAAGAACCAGAUGGCUCAGAUCCAGGAGACCACGCGCUGCGUCAGCCGCUUCGACGCCCGCACCUGCAGGAAGCUGCUGGCUGCCAUUGCCGAGGAUUACAGGAAGCGGGCUCCGUACAUCGCUUAUCUGACGAGGUGUCGUCAAGGCCUCCAGACCUCGCAGGCACACUUGGAGCGGCUCCUCCAGAGGGUGCUGAGGGACAAGGAGGUGGCCAACCGCUACUUCACCACCGUGUGCGUCCGGCUCCUUCUCGAGCAUAUGGAGUCCAAGAUGCUCGACUUCAUUAAAGCAUUCCAGGGGUGCACAGCGGCCGAUGACAAAACAGCGGCAGUGGAAGAUUUUCUGCGCUACCUGUACGGCGCCAUGGCCAGCGACGCCAUUUGGCAGUUUGCGAGCGAGGACCAGCUGCAGGACGCCCAAAUGGCCAUCGAGCGCAGCGUUAUGAACCGCAUCUUCAAGCUGGCCUUCUACCCUAAUCAGGACGGAGAUAUUCUCAGAGACCAGCUUUUCCACGAACACAUCCAGCGACUCUCCAAAGUUGUGACAGCAAAUCACAAAGCUCUUCAAGUCCCCGAGGUUUACCUGAAGGAGGCUCCCUGGCCCUCCGCGCAGUCCGAGAUCAGGACCAUCAACGCCUACAAGACGCCCAGAGACAAGGUCCAGUGUAUCCUGCGCAUGUGCUCCACCAUCAUGAACCUCCUCAGCCUGGCCAAUGAGGACUCCGUCCCCGGAGCAGAUGACUUCGUCCCUGUGCUUGUCUUUGUUCUCAUUAGGGCAAACCCGCCCUGCCUGCUGUCCACCGUUCAGUACAUCAAUAAUUUCUACGCCAGCCGGCUGAGUGGGGAGGAGUGCUAUUGGUGGAUGCAGUUCACCGCGGCGGUGGAAUUCAUUAAGACCAUCGACGAUCGCAAGUGAAGCAGAACAGCCACCUGUAUGGGCAGACUGCGGGGGAAGGAGCCGGGAGACUGGGAGACUUCCCAACCAACUGCUCCCUCUGCACAGCCCAUAAAACCUGGCCCUCCGCCGCCUCUCUAUUUGUAUAGCUUGUACAUAGCCAGAGACGUUGAAAGAUUACAAAAAUAUAUAUUACUGUACGUAUGUGGACAAAUCCAGGUUUUAGCCGUGCUGAGAAACGGCCUUUGGGAGAAAUUGGCAACGUGUAAACUUCGAACAUGAUUUGGAUUUUUUUUGUUUGUUUUUUUUGUUUUUUUUCCUUCAAUCGUUUUGUCUCCUCUGUCAGGUUUCCUUUUGGGGUCUGUUAGAAAUUUUAUAUACACAAUUACAAAUAUGACAUGAAAUCAACUUAAAAGAUAAUCCUAUUUAAAGGGACCAGACUUCCUUGAUGUGAUCGCUGAUCUUUUUUUCUUUUUUCUUUUCUUUUUUUUUGUUCCCCCCCUGGGUGAGAGAGAAGGGCUUCCAAUUAAAUUACAAUACAAUGUUCAUUAGAUGCGUUGUGACGCGGGGAUUUACAGUGAGUGAUCGUUACUGGUGGGAUUUACAGACUCAUAAACACUGAGAUCAAUUCACAAUUAACCGUACUACUUAUAAGAAUCGUCUUUCAAACUGUAGGGCAGCUUCUUCCAUCAACUGUUUACUUUCUUAUAUUCCCAGAACACGCAGCAUUUUGGACUAAAGGGCCCCACGUAUUUAUAUGAAACAAAAACGUAUUUAUUUCCAUCGUUCUAUUUAAUGCUUUGUUUAUCUGGUUUUUAAAAGCAAUGAAAGUACAUAUCAUGCCCAUUCGAGAUGUCUGAGGCAGGUGAUGUUUCUCAUAGUAAACUUGCAGAAUCGAGUCCAGACGGCACCUUGGCAUUGAUCAGCCCUUCGGAGGGGGGGUGUGCUGGGCGAUUUAAGGCUUACAGGGUCAACUCGUGCACAGAGUAGUUGCGGCAUUUGUGGAAAUAUUGAAAAUAGUGCCUUUGAUGUGAGGCGCUCUGUACAGGUAGUUUGAUUUCUUUUCUUUUUCUGUUUUUUUUUUUUUCUUUUUAACCCAACAAAAUGUAGGCAUUACUCCUCCAACACACACUUCACUGGAAACCUGAGUCCGGCUCUGGCUGCAGGAACAUAGAAAAUGGCCACAUCUCUGAUCGUCCCUUUAAAUGCACUCAAGGUUGAACAGAAUCCCCCCUCUGGUGUUUCUCGAUCCUACCUCAGAGUUGAAACCAAUGAUCCUGAUGUCGUGCGCGGUCGCUGUCCUGCAUUGGUUGACAAACGGAGAAGCGGAUCACUUUUUUUUUUUUUUUUUUUUGCACUGGUUUAAAACAGUUAAAGCUGCGAGGGGAACGAGGAGAGCGGGGAGUUGGGAGCUGCUGCGUUGCUUGCUGUGGUCACAUCACCCUUCAUUAACACAAGGCGAGCAGACCGGUUUUUACUUUCUUCUGCCUGAGACGCCACGCGCGUGUGCUCGGGUUGACUAGUGAACUAUUGGAUAUCAGUUCUCUACCUCCUCAUAAGUUCAAGAAAAGGGACUCACGUUUAUGUGCACUUAUGUUCUUCUUUUUUUCUGUUUUAUUUCCACCCAAUUUGGCGUGCUGUGAUCUCCCAGUGUCACUGUAUCUUUCCAGUUAUAGUACAAGCAUGUCUUUAAUUAACCAGAAACGACUAAAACUCCUUUUCUCUUCAAGUCCUCUGCUUGGUUUUUGUGCGCGGACGUGCCACUUGUAUUAUAGUUUUUGGGAUAAUUCUUUACUUUUCUGGGUAAAUGACCUGACAGCACAAUACACGGUAGGAUAGAAGAGCAAAUAAUCAACACUAUUGACUUGUUACUGACUCGCAGUUGAUGCUAAAGUGGUUGAUGUAGUAUGUGAGUGGUUUUUUUUUUUCUCUUUUGUCCAGUGUGUGUGUUUGUGUGUGUGAGAGAGAGAGAGAUGCUGGUGUGACUGGUUGACCCUCUGCCUCCUCUUGCAUGAAGUCAUUGAACGGUCUGUACAUUCUCCUUCAUGAUAAGUGUAGAAUAGAAUUAGUGUCCGCCACAGGCCAGAAAAUAGAACCUGCAAGAGGAUGCAAAGCUUUUGUGUCCGUGAUACUCGCAUAUCAGAACUCCAUUUAUUUUGCACAAAAUCAACAACAACAAAAACAAACAAACAAGAUGUGUUCUCCUGGAAGAUUUGGCAGGGAGCAGUGCAUUUUUUUUUUUUUUUUUUGAGACCUCUUUUCUGUUCGGCCUUUAUAAGUCAUUCAUCGCAACCAUAUUGUGGUUAAAGUAAUGUUUGAGUAGCGAAAUGAAGCACCUGACUGUUACUCUCUGAAGCUGAUGAACAGUCACAUUCACGGGCAGCAUCGCGGAUGCAUUUUUU